Molecule: messenger RNA, 2232 nt
Organism: Paramisgurnus dabryanus
Lineage: Eukaryota; Metazoa; Chordata; Actinopteri; Cypriniformes; Cobitidae
Gene: fignl1
Product: fidgetin-like 1
Molecular function (GO): ATP binding; ATP hydrolysis activity; microtubule severing ATPase activity
Source: RefSeq, a predicted model, not a curated record
UUUUAGUAAAGUGCACGCGCGUGCUUUCUCACUUAGUUGUUUACAUUCCUGGUUAUUUCUACAUAACUACAUAACCGUUUUUACACAAGAAAUACAUUUAACCGAAGGCUGCAGUAGGCCAGGCAUGAGCAGCCAACACCUGGAUGAGUGGCAAAGGAGGUCCUUUGACAUUUUGUCUGGCUCCCGUACACCUGAACAGACGGCUGAUGCUUAUCGGGCACACAUCCUCUCCAUUCAGCAUGCAUGGGCAAAUGCUGAGAUCUCUCCGCCCGGAGCUGCCAGCCUGCUCAGGACCUACUCUGAGCGCUACGCCACAGUCCUGGACUCGGAUGACCCACGCACAGGACUAAACAACUAUGCAGAAAGUGCCCUACAUCUGGCCCGCAAUCAAAAGAACCAUAGCGACAAAUGGGAGUCGUCCCUUACAAUCGAGAACGUGUUGAACCUGCCAUGUGUGCAAAAGAUGAUGCAGGCUGGGUCAGGGGAUGGCUUAUUCCCUGUAGAUCCAGCAGAUGUUAACAUCACUGUCGGUGGUGUGGUCAGUGGAGGUGUGGAGAAAGGCUUUGGUCUUUCUUGUCCUUCCUUUGAAAAACGAGAUGACACGGCUCACAGGUCUGCUGUGCCAAGAGCUGAGAUGGCAAGGGGAGUGAGUAACCCACUUAACAGUGUUGCACAGUGGGACAGGGGUUGUGAAGAAGCCCCUCCUCAAAAUGCUCCAACAGCAUUUACACCAAUCUUCAGCCACAAAGAUUUUAAUUCCACAGGCAAUGCAAGUUGUCUUCCCCAAUCUAAUGUAGGUUACACAAGUGGGACUAAUGUGCAUAAUCAGCCUGUGUUCUUUUCCUCUUCGAACCCCUCCAAGAGGAAGAACUUCUACGGCUCAGGAACUGAAAGCAACAGAAGCGCAUUCCCAUCACAAGUGGAGUGGGAACCGCGAGGUGGGGGACGGAGAGGAGAGGAAGGAGUCGGCACUAACUUUAGAUCGGCACGAGAGCAACUUAUUGUUGACCAGCAAAAAAAGAAUUCCCAUCAGGGUCAGCGCUCCACGGUCACUAACGUUGCUACAACCACAAAAAAAUCUCUAGGGGCAAAUCGGCCUCGUGGAGCCUGCUCCAAAUUUGUUUCUCCCAUGCCGAAACAGGACGAGGAGACUACCUCGAAGGACAAAACAUCAGAAGACAUGCAACCUGUUGAUGAGCGACUGAAAAACUUUGAGCCCAAGAUUAUAGAACUUAUCAUGAGUGAGAUUAUGGACCACGGCCCCCCGGUGGCUUGGGAUGAUAUUGCUGGACUGGAGUUUGCCAAAGCCACGAUCCAAGAGAUUGUAGUUUGGCCCAUGCUGAGGCCUGAUAUCUUCACUGGCCUAAGAGGGCCUCCAAAGGGCAUCCUUCUAUUUGGUCCACCAGGCACAGGUAAAACCCUCAUAGGUAAGUGCAUAGCAUGCCAGUCUGGAGCCACUUUCUUUAGCAUCAGCGCUUCGUCCCUCACUUCAAAGUGGGUCGGGGAAGGGGAGAAAAUGGUACGGGCGCUCUUUGCCAUCGCUCGGUGUCACCAGCCUGCUGUUAUCUUUAUCGAUGAGAUCGAUUCCCUUCUCUCCCAGCGUACAGAUGGAGAACACGACUCAUCCCGUCGGAUUAAAACUGAGUUUCUUGUCCAGCUGGAUGGAGCUGCCACCUCUGCCGAAGAUCGAAUCCUUGUGGUGGGGGCCACCAACCGACCCCAGGAGAUUGAUGAAGCGGCUCGACGUCGCCUGGCCAAGCGACUCUACAUCCCUCUCCCAGAGGCUGAGGCUCGCCGGCAGAUAGUGACUAACCUCAUGUCUCGUGAGAAAAGCCAGCUUUUAGGGGAUGAGAUGGAGAAAGUGGUGCUGGGCACUGAGGGGUUCUCGGGGGCCGAUAUGACACAGCUGUGUCGUGAGGCAGCACUCGGUCCCAUCCGAAGCAUUCGUCUUAGUGACAUUGCUACCAUCGCAGCCGAACAAGUGAGGCCUAUACUGUACUGUGACUUUCAGGAGGCUCUUAAAACAGUUCGGCCUAGUGUCUCUACUAAAGACCUUGAGCUUUAUGAGGAGUGGAAUAAGACUUUUGGCUGCGGCCGCUGAACAAAUGUUUGAUUGACAGUGAAUUGUCUGACGCUGUUAUAUUUGAUAAAAAUGCAGUUUUGUAAAUAAAUGUUUGUUUUGUAAAAAAAUUUUAUAAUAAAAAACACCAUAUCACAAUGUUGCUGUUUUGU